Molecule: messenger RNA, 804 nt
Organism: Entamoeba invadens IP1
Lineage: Eukaryota; Evosea; Mastigamoebida; Endamoebidae
Exons: 2
Coding region: 1-804 (267 amino acids)
Source: RefSeq, a predicted model, not a curated record
AUGGAAGAAGAGGCGACGCGGUAUCUUCAUGAUUUUCUUGAUUUUAAUUACUCCUCAGAUUUAUCGAAAGAUUCGUUAGUGCGGAACGAGGAUCUUGAUCGUCGUAUAAAAGACCGUCGCCGUCGUCAAAAAGAGAAAGAAAAAGAGAAAGAGCGUUCGAAAGAAUCACCGAAAAGUCAAGACGGGAAAGUUGAAAAAAGCUUAAAGAUGACUCUCAAUUUCCGUAAGAGUGAGAAGAAGCCCGAAAAGGACGAGAAAGAUGUCUUGUCGCGCGGCCGUGAUCGUGACCGCAAAAAAGACCGCGACCCACACAAACGGUCUCUGAGUCGUUCCGACGACCGCACGCGGCGUCGGUCUUCUCAGCGGAGUGACGAUCGGUGGAAGAGUGAGAAGACCGAGCGGUUUGAGAAGGAGAAAGAUGUUCAUCGGAGUGAGAUAUACACUGCGGAACGAACCAAGUCCUUGAAGCAUGCCGGCGAUGAUUAUUCAAAGAAAGGAAAAAGUGAUUUGUCGUUACUCUCCUAUUGUGAAGCUUGUAUCGGCUAUUUCCAGAUGGUUUGUCGCAAAGCUUUCGAGUGGAAUAGUGUCAAAAAUUUCUGGGAGUAUUGCAUCAAAGUCGCCGAGGACAGUAAUAAGACCAUCGUCGGCCAAAAAGUCGCUGAAAUCCUCGUCCAAAUCAAACUCUCACUAUUUGUAAACGAACAUCCAACGGCAGAAAAAUACUGCCAACUCGCACCAUACGGAGAAAUUGUUUCAAAGCUUCUGGACGACUUGGACAAAGCUCGGGCCCUUGUGGUAUCAUAA